Messenger RNA from Megalobrama amblycephala (Wuchang bream), 3440 nucleotides. RefSeq lists its product as uncharacterized. The transcript is spliced from 2 exons. The coding region runs from base 1805 to 3313 and encodes 502 amino acids. The record is from RefSeq and is a predicted model, not a curated record. Gene Ontology annotation, molecular function: nucleic acid binding. Gene Ontology annotation, biological process: DNA integration. NCBI's taxonomy places the organism in Eukaryota, Metazoa, Chordata, Actinopteri, Cypriniformes, Xenocyprididae.
GGUCGCGAGUUCUCGUCGAUGUUAGUUUAGGGGUCGCUGGCUAAAAAGUUUGAGAACCACUGAUCUAUACUACUAUGAGUUUCUUGUAGCAAGAUUAUGUCUAUGUUCUUCUGUUUCUUCAAAAAUCUGUGCUCUUUUUUUGGCAUUGUUUGCGUCAUUAACAUUCAUAGACGCAAUGUGUACUUCACUCAUAAUAAAGAGAAAGAAAAAGAAAAAACACAAUUUACCACACAAAGAGAAAAAAUUAUUCUCUUUCUUCAUCUUAUAAAGCAUCAUUAUUUAAGGUGCUGUUUAUGUUCCUCACAAUUUUCUUCAGCUUAUACACUUCUUUGUUGGUAAAAGAAUCACUAGCCAUCCAACUCUUUGCUCGAUCAACAAAUUGCUUCAGAUCAGGAAAAUAUUCCUGCACUUUUACACCCCUUUUAUUUUUUGUUGAUCUGAGGAACAAUUUUAUGUCCUCAAGACCAUAACUGCGAGUACAAGUUUCACCUUGCGAAAAACUCACACUGCAUUCAGACGAGUCACUGUCACUUUCCGUCUCUUGCAUUUCCUCACUUGGCAAUUCAAUUGUCUUGCUAAUUUUAGCGUCUAGCAACUUAUUUUUCAUUUUCCUCUUUUGAGGAGUUUUGAAAACAAGUUGCACUUCCGCUGUAAGCUGUGCAUCUUCAUUCACUACACUGGACUGAUUAUCUUCACCAUUUGCAACUUCCUUUUUACCUUCUGAAGAUGAAGCCACUGUGUCAGGGACACCCACGCCAUUAGUUGUAGUUAGGACAUUAGAACUUCCUUGAUCUGAGAAGAAACUGAUUUACCCUCAACUUCUACUGGAUGAUCCACAACCUCCUCUGUCAAAACCAAGCUUGCUUCCUGACCUUCCACUUCAGACUGCUUCGCCCCGUUUUCUUCAUUAUCCUGUUCAAUUGUUCUGCUUUCAUUCCUUUCCUCCAUCUCAGCAUUUUUAUUUGGACAAUUCCUAAUUAAAUGCCCUGCAUUACCACAUCCAAAGCACUUUAUUUUUCCAGGGGUGACGAAAAUAGCAUAACUAAAGUCAUCAAUUCGAAAAUUCAGUGUCAAAUCCAAGUCAGCAUCAUCCGGAAUAAUCAUGUACACGAACCGUCUAAAAGAAACAAUAUGUUUCAAUAAAGGCGACUCACUGCUUAUGGGAAUCUUUUUUAUUGGGGACACCAACUUCCCAUAUCGUGUCAAAGCCUUCGUUAGAAUUUCAUCACUAACAAAAGGUGGCACAUUCGAUUGAAUAACUUUUUUCGCUGGUAAGGAGAGCGGGAGAGCAGAAAUGAAUUCCCCGUCAAUAACAAUUCUAUGGGAGGCCGAAUGGGACUAAACACAUUGAAACACUUGCGCAUACAUGUGAAACACUUGCACGUUCAUGUGAAAUACUUGCACGUUCAUGUGAAAUACUUGCGCAUACAUGUGAAAUACUUGCGCAUACAUGUGAAACACUUGCACGUUCAUGUGAAAUACUUGCGCAUACAUGUGAAACACUUGCACGUUCAUGUGAAAUACUUGCGCAUACAUGUGAAACACUUGCACGUUCAUGUAAAAUACUUGCGCAUACAUGUGAAACACUUGCGCUGACUAACAUAUAUUUGGGCACAUAUAUAAAACACGUGCGGUUACGCAAAGUCCUUGCAUAUACCCUGUAACUGCCCAAGUACUGUUGUGCCUGCACCUGCAAACAUUCUCACGUGUGAGAGAGCAAAAACAUUUUAGUGUGUCCGGAAGUCGUUUCGUUGCAACCGGAAGUUAUAUCUUAAAUAUUACUCCAUCCAAACUUGUUUAAAGAAUGAAGUAUUUGUUGUUAUUCUUUACAAUAGGCUUUUUCGUAUGUGAUCACUCGUGUGUUAUUGCAAACUCUGACGAAAUUUUUAAUUUUCUUUCGCGUGUCCUUCGGUGCAUAGAAUGUUUACAAACUGACCCUGCAAUCCCAUACUUUACUGAACUAGAGCACCAUGCACGGACAAUUCGUUCAAUUACGAAUGUAGUUACUCGUGCGGGAGGCCAGGGGUCUGAAGACUGCAUUAUUGUUCUGGAUUCAUUAUAUAAUAAUCUCCGUUUAAUUCUGCAGCAAUUUGACAGCCAAAUACUACAAGACACCGACAAUUGCAUCGUCCCGCCAACAAUUCACAGUGGCACUGCUGGUCGCCCACGGUAUGAUUUGACAGCAGAUCAGAUUAACCACUGCUUGGAUUUGGGUUAUAACUGGCAGGGAAUAUCUUCACUGUUUGGAAUAGACCGGCGAACUUUAUUCCGUCACCGGCAACGUCUUUCUAUUCCAUCGAAUGAAUACAGCUCAUUGCCAGAUGAGAAUCUGACUUUAAUCAUUAGGCAAAUUCUAGAGAACACUCCAAAUGCUGGUGAAUCAUAUGUCAGGGGAAGUCUUCGCUCAAGGGGAUUCCGCAUUCAGCGAUGGAGGGUCCGCCAAAUUCUGCAGGAAAUUGACCCUGUCGGACGAUGCUUUCGACGUAGGCAAGCCAUUCGUCGCAGAAUUUACAGUGUCGGAGGUCCUAAUGAAUUAUGGCACAUAGACGGAAACCAUAAAUUGGUUAGAUGGAGGUUUGUGUUCCAUGGAUGCGUAGACGGGUAUAGCCGUACAAUCAUAUACCUUGACUGCUUAAACAACAACAGGGCUUCCAGCGUUUUGUCUCUGUUUCAAAGAGGGGUGUACAACUUCGGAUUGCCUUCUAGAGUCAGAUGUGAUCGUGGAAUGGAAAACAUCGAGGUGGCAAGAUUCAUGCUGAGAAGAAGAGGACUGAACAGGGGAAGUAUCAUAGCAGGACGCAGUGUUCACAAUCAGCGGAUAGAAAGACUUUGGGGUGAACUUAACCGUGUAGUGUCAUACUACUACUCAGACUUGUUCAGUUUCAUGGAGAAUCAAUUUAUUCUUGAUUCACUGUCUGAACUGCACCUGUUUGGCUUACAUUAUAUUUACCUGCCACGAAUCCAAAGGGCUGCGAGGGAAUUCACAAACCAGUGGAAUAACCAUGCUUUAUCUACAGAAAGACACAUGACACCUUUGCAAUUGUGGUACAGAGGAGUUAUUUGUUCUGUUGGGCAAAAUAACAUGGCAGUGAACAGUGUAUUUGAUACAAAUAACUCUUCAAUUAAUGUUGACACUGGACACUUGGCUGAAGAUGUGCUCAGCAACCAAGUUGCAAUUCCUGAAAACACUUUUCAUGUAAACGACACUACCCUGAAUGAAAUCCGCCAGAUGUUUGAUCCUCUACAAGAUGAUGGUAAUCACGGAAUUGACAUUUUCUUGGCGCUUGUAAAUUUUCUUGAAACGAGACAGUAAUUGUAAAUUUGUUUUUACAAGUCCCUUAAAGUCAAGUGUUAUCUCUUUUUUGUACUGUGUUGAAUAGUUAAAUAAAACUAAAACAUUCAAAAUACACAAGGAAAAUAUCAUGUUCAUUAUGUUAAUU